Micropterus salmoides (largemouth bass) is the source of this 3084-nucleotide messenger RNA. RefSeq names its product CTD (carboxy-terminal domain, RNA polymerase II, polypeptide A) small phosphatase 2 (gene ctdsp2). The transcript has 7 exons. Lineage: Eukaryota; Metazoa; Chordata; Actinopteri; Centrarchiformes; Centrarchidae. The record is from RefSeq and is a predicted model, not a curated record. The coding region runs from base 604 to 1392 and encodes 262 amino acids. Gene Ontology annotation, molecular function: RNA polymerase II CTD heptapeptide repeat phosphatase activity.
GAUAACAACAAAACUCAUAUUUUACAUUUAACUCCACACGGGAAUCUGUUCACUUGUGUCGGACCCGACUGUAGUGAACGAUUCCCGGUGUUUUCCGUCGCCCUUAAAGGCAUUUCUGGCGAUGUUGUUUAUCUGUAGUAAGGGGGGGCUUGAAACCGCCCUCCCUUGCCCCAUUUCCUCGGUUGUUUUCCUUCUCUCGCCUGGAUUCUCCAUGUUGUUGGUGCAAGAGUGAAGACUUCGCAGCGACGGGUGAGGGGGGCUGCUCAGCGAUAUUACCAGUAAUAGUCGCGGUAAACCCGAGACGACGGGGCUGACAUUCUCAAAUAGCCUGCAAAAAAACAUAUCCAAAGUGCCUUGCCCCCUCCCCAGGCGGACCUCCGAAAGAAGAACAAGAAGAAGAAGAAGAAGAGCGGCGGCGGUGGGGGAAUAAAGAAACCCAGGAACAAGAUAAAUCCUACUCUCAUCGGGGAUUUGUAACUGAGGCGGAUGACAAGAGUUACCUCGGCGAAUACUUGAGUCUAUUUGUCAAUAAAACCCAAUGAGGGAUGCCCAUCAGUGCUCGGGGACAGGAUUUGAGGAUUUUGAGGGCUCCGUGAUUGUCAGAUGGAAAGUUCUGUUAUCACCCAAGUGCAGAAAGAAGACGUUCAAGUGUCACCGAAAACAGGCCAGGUGAGCCGGUCUGCCCUGAAACAGCCUCGGAGUUGUAACAUCUUCAAAGCACUCUUCUGUUGCCUCCAAGCUCAGGAUGGCCCCAAACCGCCACCACCAACGCCACCACCUUCCCAGCAGGCCUUGCUGGAGUCACAGGAAAAUGGGACUGUUGUCAAGCAAUAUGAACCCAGUCUCCUGCCUGAGGUAGAGGCCCAGGACCAAGGGAAGAUAUGUGUGGUCAUAGACCUGGAUGAGACCCUAGUGCACAGCUCAUUCAAGCCUAUUAGUAAUGCAGACUUCAUCGUGCCUGUGGAGAUAGAGGGGACCACACACCAGGUGUAUGUGCUGAAGAGGCCGUAUGUGGAUGAGUUCCUGCAGAGAAUGGGAGAGUUGUUUGAAUGUGUGCUGUUUACAGCCAGUCUCGCAAAGUACGCAGACCCGGUGACGGACCUGCUGGAUCAAUGUGGUGUAUUCCGAACCCGGUUAUUCCGGGAAUCUUGCGUAUUCCACCAGGGCUGCUAUGUCAAAGAUUUGAGCCGCCUGGGCAGAGACCUCCACAAAACCCUCAUCCUGGACAACUCUCCUGCCUCCUACAUCUUCCACCCUAAUAAUGCUGUCCCUGUGGUGUCAUGGUUCGACGACGUGGACGACUCUGAACUGCUCAACCUUCUGCCUGUGUUCGAAGAACUUAGUCAAGUUGAUAAUGUUUACACCGGGCUGGACCAGCUUCGUGGACAUUAAGCUCUCAAUGGACCAGCUCAGCUCCUGUUUGAACUCCAGCUUGUCUUCAACUACAAUAGAACCAUAUAUCGGGAUUAGAUACUAGAGUAUUCAGACGCUGUUCUUCUAGCCUCUGCACAAAAUCCUCAGUUUAGAAAAUUGUAUUAUCAUGGGGUUAAGGAAAUUCCAAGCCUGGAAAACACAAUGUGUUUGACUCAACUGAAACUAUAGAUUGCAAUCUGAGGCCUUUCCUCUGAACCUCAGUGCUGACAUUUUUGACAACCACUAUGAGAACGAGCGGGAAACAAUAACCAAAGCAGUCCCAUCACAAUCACUCCAGUUUAUAUGAAUAUUAAAGGGGUUCUUUUGCCAAAGCAGAAGGCUGCCUGCCCUGACUUGACUUUUGGACAUGUUCUUUUUUUAUUAUUGUGCCUUUUUAAGGAACAACAAAGAAAAAAAAACUAUCAGCUCUUUUUUUAAAUUUUCACCAGAUUUUAUACAUUUAAUGAUUUCUUUUUUAUAGGUUGUUUUAUAAGGAAAUCUAUUUUUAAACAGUGAACAUGGUUCUUCUAUGCAACCCAGUUCUGUAAUUACAUGGACAGUACCUCCUAAGUAGCCAGUCAAUAAUUGCAUUCAGCAGAUGUAAACAUUACUGUAGCCUUAUUUACCUGUAAAUGAGCAGCAAAAAAAGUGUAUUUUCCUUAUACUUUUACUAUAAACACAAUUUCUACAAAACAUACAAAUAUACAGUACGUCAUUAGUAGUCAGAUUGAUAUUUGAUAUAUUGGUUAUAAGUUAAGUAAACAGGGUGAAAUCUUGUCUUUGACGGUUCGUUGAAAGCAGACACACUGGAAUAUGAUGGCACAUAGGACGGCCAGAAAUGCCACAGUUUUCAGUCAAGGUUCAAUAAUUUGUUACUAUGUUUUUCUUUUAUUACUAUAUGACAUACAACUUGCACUUGUUUUAUAUUGACAGUGCUGAAAGUAAAAACUGUGCCUUUGAAAUUCGGACAGAGAAUUGUGUUCUGCCUGAAAAGAGAUUUGCAGGCCUACACAGUCUGAUGUGUCAUGCUGAGCGUGAGAAAACACUGUCAAGGGCAAGUGUAAUGCCAUGUGGCUGUGGUACUUGCAGUGCAACACUUGAAAAUAUCAAAAAAAAUAUUAGCAUAGUGUGAGCGUUUUUUUCUAUAUUUAUUGGCCAAAAACCUGUAAUGUCCAGUAUUUCUUAAUGCUUAACAUUUUGUAUUCUAAUCUACUUGCCUACUUUGAGGCUGGCCUUGUGUUUAACUGUUUUAUUUGUGCCUAAAUAACAUACAUUUUGCUGUCAAAGUUCUUGGAUAAUUCAAAAACUUAAGCAGUUAAAUCAAAUAAACCAUUAACAAGUAAAGACAAGAUUCAAUCAAGAAAGAACACCUUUUUCUCAUUUUAAAUUCAGUACAACAGAUAUUUUGUGGGGGUAUGUUUCCUGGGUAAUGUGGUUUUUCUAUGAUGUUUAAUUUCUGAUGCAAUUAUUGCCUGCAUGUUAACUUGUAAAAUAUGACAAUGAAAUUGUACCAGUUGUGAUGACCAAAAGUAUUUGUUUAGACAGUCACAAUUUGUCUUUGUGUAUCAGAAUAAAUCAAAAACUCAUUUUGUCUACCUGAUCUGACCAAAACUCUAACAGACAAGGUGCUACCAGAUUUUAUUUUAAAAUAAAAAUUGGUAUUAUACAAUA